This is a messenger RNA of Solenopsis invicta (red fire ant), 2687 nucleotides long. Its product is annotated as deubiquitinase DESI2. Gene Ontology annotation, molecular function: deubiquitinase activity. The transcript has 6 exons. Gene Ontology annotation, biological process: protein deubiquitination. The record is from RefSeq and is a predicted model, not a curated record. Lineage: Eukaryota; Metazoa; Arthropoda; Insecta; Hymenoptera; Formicidae. Bases 693 to 1301 code for a protein of 202 amino acids.
AAACACAUUCUCAAUUCUCAUAGCGUGUAAUAUGCGAUAUCGUGUGAUAUCGUGUCUCAAACGAGAGACGAAGCGAAAAGUGACAUUUAUCUUUUUUUGAAGAAGAUUGCUGGAGAUGCUGGAGAAACGAUUGCAAAAUCUUUAACAGCAACCUGUGCUGGUAUGAAUUUCAUACCAAGAGAUACAUUAUUAAUCCGUAUAGCAAGCUUCUAAACUUAAAUGCUAUGUAUUAGGUUGGAGUAAUUUAACGGGAUGUCACUUGACGAACAUAACAUUGUAUUCUUUAAUUUAUAUGUGAUUUGUGUUGAAAUGUAGUUUAAGCAGACGCAAUCGCUCGAACACAGUGAUAUCCAACAUUUUUGUGAAAGAUGGCUCUAUUGUGUAUAAAAAAAAAUUUUGUAUUUUGUACCUAAAAUCAACUUUUCCAGUUGCUAAAGAUUAUGUUAUCAGAAUAACGUGAUAAUUUAUGUCAUUAUAAAGGCAACUUGACAUUAAGAAAUCGAGAUAGGACAUCAAAAUACACGAAUAAUAAAACAUUGUAUGGAAUCUUGAAAGAAUAAAUGUAUCUGCCAGCUAAAUACAAAGCAUAUGUGCUAGUGUCAGGCUAAUGUCGAGCCUAUAUUAUAUUGGCACAAAGGAAUAUUAAAACAUUAAUAGUCAACUUUAGUCUGUGGAUUACAAAGUUUCCAAAGAUGUUUUCAUCAGGCCUUAACUGUAAUCUCUCAUUCCCCAGUUGUUUGGGUUAUCCGCAAGAUAGUGAGGAAUUGAUCCCAAAAAUGGCACGUGAGCCAAUCAUUCUUAAUGUUUACGAUAUGUAUUGGAUAAAUGAAUAUACUACACCUAUUGGUCUUGGGGUAUUUCAUUCUGGAGUGGAAAUAUAUGGAACAGAAUAUGCAUAUGGUGGUCAUGCUCAACCAAAAAGUGGCAUUUUUGAAAUCACCCCAAGAGUAGCUGAAGAAUUGGGUGAACAAUUUAGAUAUAGACAAUCUGUUCAUAUUGGAUAUACAGAUUUCACAGAAGAAGAUGUUUCAAGAAUUAUUACGGAAUUAGGGAAAGAUUUUCGAGGAGACCGUUAUCAUUUGAUGAACAAAAAUUGUAAUCACUUUAGCAGUCAGUUCACGUUGAUUUUAUGUGGACAGGAAAUACCUGGUUGGGUAAAUCGUCUGGCAUAUUUCAGUUCAUGCGUACCGUUCCUCCAACGUUGUUUGCCAAAGGAAUGGCUAACACCCGACGCUUUACAACAUUCUCUAAGUCAAAUCAGUCAUCACGAAAGUACACCACCAUCGGAUACUUCCUUGUAACAUUUGGCUAACGCUCUGGAAAUGCACGGUCUAAAAUGCCGUAGAAGUUAUACAUUUUAGAUAAUUAAACAUUGUGAAAAGUAAUGUUAAUUAGGACUGACUAUAUUGCCAAGAUUAAAAAACCUGAGAAACUAAACCGUCAAGACAAGGUACAAAUUUGAUAUUGUACACUUGAAUGCGACUGCUGACAAUUAGUACCGAAAAAAUUGCCUUUGCCGCAACAUGUUGUUUCCUAAGACGGCGAUCCACAAGGUCGCAUGUGUUCUUUGUUGAAUAAUACAGAAUAUUAAUCAAGAUAUAAUAGUUACAUAAUGAAAAUAGCUAAUUAUGCAUAAAUUGAAACCAUAUAAAUUUAACGAGCAGAAAACUCAUUUGCCAAUAAAAAAAGAAACUUGUUAUAUUAGCAAGACGUAUAUUGAAAUUUUUUUUAUAAAGAUUCUAUUAUUUCUUGUGCUUGUAAAACUAUAAAGCAGUAUGUUUUAAAGUUCUAAAAGAAUAAUGCAUGCACAUCACAGAGAUAAGUAUAUGUUAUAUAAACAUAUGUAUAUGUCUGUAUGUAUAUAUAUGUAUAUAUACAUAUAUAUAUAAGGCAUUUAUUGUAUGCAAAUGGUUUAAAUAUUUAGUGAUCUAAUUGCUUUCUACAAUUAACUUAAUAAAUCCAUACACGCACAUACUCGCACUUACACAGAUACAUAAAGACAAGCUUCCAUAUUCUUAAUACUAUAUAUAUUAUUUUUAAUCAGCUGAAUCUCCAUAUAAAUUUGAUUUUUAUCGCUUCUCUUUGAUUCGUUACUCUAGGUUGAUUGUACAAACGUAGUAUUUUUAUUCUAGAUACAUACAGCAAGCCAAAUACGAACAAAAAGUAAGAAAUUAAUUAAAAAUAGGGAAUUGCUUUCUUAAUGAGGAAAAAAUACAAAAACUUGAGUAUAAUUAAUUUAUAAGAUACAUAAACAAAAAUAUCUUUAAUGAAAUUUCAAGCAUUGGUUGUAAAUUUUUUUUUGUCAUACAAGUAAAAUUUUUAAUUUUAUUUUCUACAAAAUAUGUCGAAACAAACAAGUUAAAUAACGUCAAUGCAAUAGAGAAAGAAGAAAGACUUUUUUUAUUAAUUUGAAAUUGAUCUUUUACUAAGAAAAAUUUAAAGGUAAAAAUAAGUUUUUAAAUUAUUAAUCAACUUUCGAAGAAAUUUUUUUCUUGCAUUAUACGUCGAAAUAUAUUAUACAUGUAAUAGAAUCUCCGCCUAUAAUUCAAUAUAAUGGUUAUAACAGGGGAAAGCUUUAAUAAUAUUUUUCAUUGCUUAGAAUAAACAGUCAUAGCGUUGAUGUUAAUACAAAUAAGCUUUCGGAAAUCUUGUCUUAUGUAAUAAAAAUGUCUCGUCUUUGCAAAAUA